AUGUCGACCUCGCCGCUGCCCGUUUUGAACGCCUUGGUUCAUGACUAUCCGCUUCGACGACUAUCAAUCGGCCGAGCCAGUGCCACAUGCACCUCGAGAGACCUGACGUGGCCGGAGUGGAUAGAAAGAGAGUCCCAGAAAAGGACACUCUGCGCAACCCACUUCCUGAGUAACCUCCUCAUGGUAAUUUACGACAUGUCGCCGGGAUUCCUGAAACCCGAGGACCUCGAGUUUGAGAUGCCGGACGAGGAAAGGCUGUGGAACGCGAGGACCGAAGGAGAGUGGCACCAGCUCCGGAGCGAGCGUGUGAUCCGCAACCCGCGGAUUUUGGGGUCCGUUCUGGCCGAUGUCAUGUCCGCAGAAGGAGCCGCUGCUGGGGACUGUGUCGGCGAGGAAAAUCGUUAUGAUAUCAGCGCGUUCACGGCCCUUUUCAUUAUGCACGCCGUGAGCACCCACUUGUGGAUGAGCAUCCGCUGUGCGCGGUCGAUGGCGCCACAUGCCGACCCUUUCGCUGGGGCCCUGGGAGGCUCCGAGCUGCGGCGUCUCGUGUUGUCGAAUGGCAUGGCGAUACUCAGUCGGUGCCACAGGGUGCUGUCCGGUGGCGGCCGCGAGGCUGAGAACCAAGACGACGCAGCAGCCUGGGACCACCCGGCCGGCCCACUGCUGUUCAACUGCCACGGAGUCCUCCGGAUUGCAUGCUCGCGACUGUUGACGUCGUCAUACCAGCCAUUCCAGCACUUAACUCUGAUUACAAACGCGGCGGGGAGCACCGAUGAGGCCGCGGAGGCGUACGCGGCGAGCCCUCAGGAACGCAACGACUUCUUCACAAAGGUCAUCUCGAUGGCCUGCCAGAGCUUCCUGACCCCCGUCCAGGCAGGACAUAUGCUCGUAAGGAAGACGGCGGCCCUUUCGUGGGGCGUUGAGCACGCAGUCGCGGGAUGGGACAGCGUAGACGUUUGA
Messenger RNA from Diaporthe batatas, 960 nucleotides. RefSeq lists its product as uncharacterized. The record is from RefSeq and is a predicted model, not a curated record. The coding region runs from base 1 to 960 and encodes 319 amino acids. The transcript has 3 exons. NCBI's taxonomy places the organism in Eukaryota, Fungi, Ascomycota, Sordariomycetes, Diaporthales, Diaporthaceae.